AAAAGUGAUCGGGUACCGGAUGUUUAUAAAAAAAAUAUUGUUGAAAGACUGUGAUCCACUCAAUCUGAUGAUGUAAAAUCACCCGCGAAGUCGUUGAGAUAAGGCAGAUAGAAAGAAGAAGAAGCAUCUGGUUCCAUCUUCCACUCUCCAAUGGCGACUCUGCAAUUCACCUUCACUGACCCAACCACGUUAUGGAGGCCAUCUCUCCCUUCUUCUUCUAGAACUUCCCAUUCUCGCAACCGCACCAGCUUCGUCGUCAAAGCUUCUUUCGACAUUUCCAGAACCAGGAGACAGCUCCUCGCCGACACCGCAGCAUUAUCUCUGCUACUCCCUUCUCUGCCGGCGAGGUCCGACGAGGCGCUCGCUGAGUGGGAGAGAGUUUACCUCCCUAUCGACCCUGGCGUCGUGCUUCUCGACAUUGCUUUCGUCCCUGAGGAUCCCAACCAUGGUUUUCUUCUGGGUACGAGGCAAACCCUUUUGGAGACUAAAGAUGGAGGAAACACUUGGGGUCCACGAUCUAUACCCUCUGCAGAGGAUGAAGAUUUCAACUACAGGUUUAAUUCCAUCAGCUUCAGAGGGAAGGAAGGGUGGAUAGUGGGGAAACCUAAUAUUCUGCUCUACACUUCUGAUGCUGGAGAAAGUUGGGGAAGGAUACCACUCAGUGCUCAACUUCCUGGUGAUAUGGUGUACAUAAAGGCAACUGGGGAUAAGAGUGCAGAGAUGGUGACUGACGAAGGUGCAAUCUAUGUUACAUCAAAUAGAGGCUACAACUGGAAGGCUGCUGUUCAGGAAACGGUGUCAGCUACUCUCAACAGAACAGUUUCUAGUGGCAUUAGCGGUGCAAGCUAUUACACUGGAACUUUCAAUACUGUCAAUCGCUCUCCAGAUGGAAAUUAUGUCGCUGUAUCAAGUCGUGGUAACUUCUACUUAACCUGGGAGCCUGGUCAGGCAUACUGGCAGCCACAUAACAGAGCAGUUGCCAGAAGAAUUCAGAACAUGGGAUGGAGAGCUGAUGGUGGUCUGUGGCUUCUUGUUCGCGGAGGUGGUCUUUAUCUAAGCAAAGGCACAGGGAUAACUGAAGAAUUUGAGGAGGUGCCUGUUCAAAGCCGGGGCUUUGGCAUUCUUGAUGUGGGGUAUCGUUCAACGGACGAGGCUUGGGCAGCAGGAGGAAGUGGUGUUCUGUUGAGAACUAAUAAUGGUGGCAAGUCAUGGGUUCGUGACAAAGCUGCUGACAACAUUGCUGCAAAUUUAUACUCUGUGAAGUUCAUUGAUGACAAGAAGGGAUUUGUAUUGGGGAAUGAUGGAGUCUUGCUUCGCUACCUUGGAUAGAGCUGUAACUCAACAUGGUUUGUCAGCUCAGAUUGCAAUUUUGUAGCAGAUUACAUAUCCAUGCUUAGUAUUCAUUAUUGUGAAGAGAGCUCUGGGAUUAAAGGUGCUAUGCCCAAAAAUUUGAGAAGAUAUACAAACAAACUUCACCACUGUGAAGAGAGCUAUAUUAUGUAAUGUAACAUUGUAAUUGCCAUGUUACUGUUAAAUUAAUAUGCAAGAUGCUGCAUAUAUUGUACUGCACAAGCAGAAUACUUAGGUUGUUCAUAUUACAUCUACAAAUAUUCUUUCCUGAUAACCA
Lotus japonicus is the source of this 1627-nucleotide messenger RNA. Its product is annotated as photosystem II stability/assembly factor HCF136, chloroplastic. Bases 151 to 1329 code for a protein of 392 amino acids. The transcript has 9 exons. Lineage: Eukaryota; Viridiplantae; Streptophyta; Magnoliopsida; Fabales; Fabaceae. Gene Ontology annotation, molecular function: protein binding. The record is from RefSeq and is a predicted model, not a curated record.